Messenger RNA from Peronospora matthiolae, 1740 nucleotides. NCBI's taxonomy places the organism in Eukaryota, Oomycota, Peronosporomycetes, Peronosporales, Peronosporaceae. The record is from the annotation of a GenBank genome assembly.
AUGACGAAAGGCGAAACUCUUUGGCUCUCCGCCCUCGUUCGCCACACUCGCGGCGUCUUUUCCAGCGCUGGUCGACAUGGUGUCAAGACAAUCGCUCUCGUGGUGCUGCUGCUGGGCGCCUUGUCGGUCGUGGCACGAAUCGCGGACUUGUCCGUCGUGACGAGCAGCUCCUAUUUGAGCCAAUCACGGCGCAGUGUCACAGCUGCAGUCCCGAAUGUUGCGCGGACGUCAGUGACAAACCUGAGCGUGGAGACCCAAGAGCAACUUGACCGACUGAUCGAGCAACGUAGGAGACCUCCAUAUGUCUACAAAAGUGACAAGACGAAAGAAGCGUGUUAUGCUGAACGGGACAUGGGGAUCAUUACUGUCGUGCGAGAUUCCGCCAAGACCUUUUGUGCCAAUGGAGGGUGGGACCGUUCCAAACAGGCGCCAGUGAGUCCGACUCGAGCGACCAAAGUGACGACUUUUCAUAUCAAAGCAGGCGUUAAAGGCGCAACGUUUCAGAACCUCAUGCUGGAUUUCGUGAAUGCCUCGAUAUUUGCUCCGAUUAAGACGAUAGCAGACGAUGGGUAUCUCCACGACCCGAGGUUUGUUUUUAGUACGGAGCUGAUCAAUUGUGUUUGUGACGAACUCGCAACUUACUACCGGAAGCUAUCGGGAAACAAAGAACGCGCAGCAGAACAGUUGUGGAUGGACCGAGUGGCGUCACUGCCACGAAAGAAAACUCCAGAGCCACUGAUUUGCUCGGACAAGAGACCUCAAGGAACCAAACAAUCGGCGUGGGACUUUGUGAAAAAUCCGACUGCAGCUCCGGAUGAACAUGAGACGGUGAUUUUUGAAGACCCGGUCGUGUUGCUGACGCGUAAAGACGACCACAAUCCGUUUUUUCAGCUGUCGAACACGGUCAACGCGUGGAUCAUGCUCAAGGCGCUGGAGUGGAAUAUCACUAGGACGCGUGUGAUUCAUCUAGACGGGGGCUUUGUGAUGCCAUAUGAUGAUCUGCAAAAAAACAUGCUGGGACCUAACUUUGAGAUCAUCGAUGGUGCGACGUUGGUCGGUAAACGCGUGCAUUUUCGCGGCGAUGUGUUACUCCCUCCUAUUGAGAGAUUAGGGCCUAUAAUGGAACAUUUGGGUGUUGACGAGCCUUGCCAUGAUUCCGAGCUUGUGAGGACGUUUCGUGCCGAGUCUCUUCUCACCUUUAAUAUAACACCGGAAGUUGAACGCGAGCUUGGUGUGACGAGGAUCCGGCCGAUGUAUGUGACGGUGAUCACUCGUCGGCCGUACGCGGGACGUAAGCUGCAACGCAUAUGGUUGAAUGAGGACGAGGUGAUGAGGAACAUGCGGAAGGAUUACAACAAUCUCAGCGUGCAGUUUCGCUCCGUCGAUUAUGUAGAACUCACGCUACAUGAGCAGAUGACGACUACCAUCGAGAGCGACAUGAUUGUCAGUAUGCACGGCGCUGGUCUCGUCAACGUACUUUGGACACGGCCGAUGACUACAGUCGUGGAGAUUUUUCCAAAGAAAAGAAUUCGUUACGGAUAUCGUAAUAUUUGCCAACACGUGGGCUGCGACUGGCACGAAUUUCGUGGUGGUGAGGACAUUGGUAAGAUGCGAGAUCCCAACACCAAGAACAAGCGCAUUCCGUACGCCGAGUGGAAGGACUUUUUCCACCCGCUGUUUCAGCAGACGUAUGGCGCUUUUGAGGAACAACAAGCGGUGUUGCGUGGAGAAGCUUCGUAG